GGUUAAAGCAGGCUGCAAAAAAGUUCAGUCCCUGCACGAUCUUUGCGCUCCCGGAGAGAAGUGUGCAAAUUCGCAGUAUUCUGAACACGCAGAGGCUGGCACGCUGGCGAUCGGAAUUUCACGCUGAACAAAGGAUUGCUUCCGGUGAAGAAGAAAAGCGUUGUGCAAAGAGCGUUUCUUGCAGCAUUUGCUCUGCUGCACUGCAUUCACGGUACGACAAAUACCAAAUUGUACGAAAAACAACGUUUUUGUGGGAAGAAGGAGUCGGAGACACAUUUUACUCCCCGGCCUGCGAAGUGUGAAUUGUUCCAACUUUUCCAAACCAACCCUAGCGAAGGUUCAGCCCCAUCAUCACAAAAUGGAACAAACCAUCAAAAAUCUGCUAGUGGCCGACAACGAUUUAAUACAGCAGGCCACGGCAGAAUUGAAGGAAGCUUUCAAGAAACCGGAAACCAUUCCCCAGCUGUGUGAAAUAUGUGUCACCAACACCGAUCCCCAGGUGCGGCAGUACGCGGCAAUGCUGCUGAAAAAGCAUCUGGGCAAGCUGCGAGCGUGGCGAGAGGUGCCGGCAGAAACGCAAGCCCUCAUCAAGAAGGGCAUGCUGGAGGCCAUCGUAAACGAGUCGGAAAAGUCGGUCCGAAACGCGAUCACCGGCUUUGUCGGAGUGCUGGUGAAGCAUGAGGCCGAAAAGGAGGACGGCUGGAUGGGCGAGGUGCUCAAGUUCAUGUUCGAAAGCACCAGCUCGAGCGAUCCGAAGCUGAGCGAACUCGGUUCGUCCGUGUUCAACACGCUGACGGAUGUGGCGCCGGAUCAGUUCAUGCCCCACAUCGAGAUGGUCUGCCAGCUGUUCUCAACCGCGCUCACGGCAACGGAGGCGAGUGGCAACAUGGCCACGCCGGUAAUCUACAACAUCCUGCUCGGCAUGUCCCAUCUGGUCCCGUUCAUUCCGGGACGGCAAGAGAUCGAACAGACCUACCAGGACUCGAUACCGUACGUGCUGAAGGCGCUCAGUGCCUUUGCCGAGCAGGACUCGUACAAGUUCAUCGAGGCGUUCGAUAUACUGGAGAAUUUGGCCGACGAGUCGUCCCGCACGCUGUCGCCCCAUAUGAAGUUGCUGAUUGACUUCUGUCUGCAGAUGGCUGGCAACACGCAGCUAGAUGACUCGGUGCGUGUGAAAACGAUUACCUUCAUCGGGUGGCUGGUGCGGUUGAAGAAGAAAAUGAUCAUCAAGCAAAAGCUGGUGGAACCGAUCGUGAAUGCACUGUUCACGCUGAUGAGCGUAGCACCCGACGUGGAGGACGAGGAUGAGGAGUACUUCGGCAGCAACGAGGUGUCGACGCCGAGCACCUGCGCCACCCAGUCGCUCGAUGUGCUGGCGUUGCACAUUCCGCCGAAGCAGCUGUUUCCACCGCUCAUGGCACUGCUGGAACCGGCGCUGGCCGGUGACAAUCCGCUCCCGAAGAAGGCGGCCUACCUAUCGAUCGCCGUCAUCGCCGAGGGCUGCUCCGAGCACAUCUGUAGCAAGUACCUGCGCGUACUGGUGGACGUGAUCAAGCGCGGCAUUACGGACGAGAACGUGAUGAUACGCAAUGCGGCGCUGUUUGCGCUUGGGCAGUUUUCGGAACACUUGCAGCCGGAAAUUUCGCAACAUGCGGACGAAAUUCUGCCCAUUCUGUUCGAGUUUCUGCAGCAGCUGUGCCUUCAGAUCCGAUCGGGCGGCAAGGAACCGCCCCACAUCGAUCGUGUGUUUUACGCGCUGGAAACGACGUGCGAGAACCUAGAGGACCAGGUGACGCCCUACCUGCCGAUGCUGAUGGAGCGUCUGUUCGAAUCGCUCGACACCCGUAACAGCGUCCAUCUGCGGGAGCUGUCGCUGACAACGAUUGCGGCCACGGCCAGCGCCGCCAAAGAGCACAUGCUGCCGUACUUUCCCCGGCUGAUCGACUGUUUGAAGCUGUACUUGGUGAAGACGGACGACGAGGACAUCUGCACGCUUCGCCCGCAGGCGAUCGACACGUUUGCGGCGUUGGUACGUACCAUCGGGAAGGACAACUUCCUGCCGCUGGCCGUGGACACGCUGAACAUGGGGCUGACGAUGAUGGACGAAUCGAACGAUCCGGAUCUGCGGCGCAGCUGCUACAAUCUGUUCGCCUCGAUGGCCUCGUCGGUGAAGGAGGACAUGUCGGGUUCGCUGAACAAGAUCGUCGAAACAAUGCUGGAGAGCGUGCGCAGCUCGGAAGGCAUCGUGCCGACGUUCAAGGAGGGCGCCGGGGACGAUAUGGCCAUCCUGGCGAACGGUGCAUUGGCAGGUACGAACGGUUCCGGCGAUGGCGACGAUGAGGACGAAGAGUUCGACAUCGAAAACUCGGUCGGCGAUGAGGAAGAGGACGAGGAAGAUAUCGCCGGGUAUAGUAUCGAAAACGCGUACAUGGACGAAAAGGAGGAAGCGAUUCUGGCGCUGAUGGAGUUUGCCGAGCAUACGGGGCCCGCCUUUGCACCGUUCAUACAGACGGCGUUUGAGGAAAUCUACAAACUGUUGAACCACCCGAACGAGGACAUUCGGAAGGCGUCGAUCGACGCGGUCAAACAGUUUGUGGUGGCACUGCACCAGCUGGGCAACAUGGAGGGUGUCCACCAGACGAUCCUGAUUCUGGUGCCGAAGCUGAGCGAAAUCAUCCGUACGGACGAGGAGCGCACGGUCGUCAUGUCGGCGCUGGAUGGGUUCAGCGACAUACUGCAGGAGGUCGGUGCGGCCACGUUCCAGGCCGACGGGCAGAAGGACGCCGUGUUUAAUUGCAUUGUGGACGUGCUGAAUGGAAAGGUUGCCUGCCAGUUCGAUGAGCCGGUGGAUGAGGAGCAAGAAGAGAGCGAGUACGACGAGGCCAUCCUCGAGUCGGCUGGUGACAUUUUGCCCAAGUUUGGUCGUGCCCUGCCGGCGGAAGAGUUUGCCGUUUACUUUGGACGCGUGUGGCCAUACUUUAUUCAAAAAAUUGAAAAGACCAAGCAAAAGGAUGAAACGAGCGACUCGCAGCGUGCCUUUGCGAUCGGCGUGCUGGCGGAAUGCUUUGAAGGUUUGAAGGAAUUCAACCGCAACUGGAUCGACACGCUGCUGCCCAUCUUUCUGUCGUGCGUACAGGACCGCAACAACGAGGUACGCAGCAACACGGUGUACGGACUGGGAGAGAUGGUGAAGCAUGGAAAGGAUUGCACUUUCGGUCACUAUCCGCAAAUUAUGGCAGCACUCUCCCAGCUCGUAUCCAAAGAACAGCAUGCCGGCACACUGGACAACUUGUGCGGGGCCCUAGCACGACUCAUUAUUACCAACUGCAGUUUGGUGCCGCUGAAAAGUGUUCUCCCGGUGUUUGUUGAAUAUCUUCCAUUGCGUGAAGAUUUUACCGAAAAUUUGGCCGUGUUCCAGUGCCUUGAUUUGCUGUACAAGCAGGGCGACGAGAACCUAAUACCGGCGCUGUGCCGCAUUCUGGUGGUUGGUUUGCAGGUGCUUUGCAAGAAGGAGUAUGACACUGAAGAAUGCCGCGAACUGGUGCACAAUCUGGUGAAACAGAUCAGCAAAGACUUCCCGGACAAGUUCGCCGAGGUGAUCCGCAGCAGCGCCGAGGCUGCCGAGUUUGUGCAAACGCUUUCGCUGCAGUAGAAAUUAGCGAAGCCGCAUUUCAUGCGCAAACUGUUCGUCACGUACAUCAAUCCAUAUCUGCUGCAUAAUACAUGCAUGAAACGGGAUAGUAGCAAGUAGAAAGGAAUCGAGAGAGGCAAGUGUUUUCACUAACCACCAGGCAGUGCACGUGGGGAAGCGCAAAAGCAAAAAAAAAAAGAAGGUAGGGACAGUUUUAGGUCGUCCGAGAUCGUUCUUUAGUUUCAGAGAGAGGAGAUUCAAUUAGUAGAAUUUGAAGAUUAGUAGAAAGGAUGCAUGGAUGAAGAGUAUGUCGUGAGACCUUCUUCCAACUGUCCGAGUGACAAUGUGAUGGAAAAUGGUUCAUGCAAACAAUAAGGCUGUGGAUUGCUCUCCCACUUUCUCUCGAA
Molecule: messenger RNA, 4038 nt
Organism: Anopheles arabiensis
Lineage: Eukaryota; Metazoa; Arthropoda; Insecta; Diptera; Culicidae
Product: importin-4-like
Exons: 6
Coding region: 359-3652 (1097 amino acids)
Biological process (GO): protein import into nucleus
Cellular component (GO): cytoplasm; nucleus
Molecular function (GO): nuclear import signal receptor activity; small GTPase binding
Source: RefSeq, a predicted model, not a curated record